Choloepus didactylus (southern two-toed sloth) is the source of this 5110-nucleotide messenger RNA. It is a transcript of the gene FGF12, whose product is annotated as fibroblast growth factor 12. Gene Ontology annotation, molecular function: growth factor activity; fibroblast growth factor receptor binding. Gene Ontology annotation, cellular component: cytoplasm. The record is from RefSeq and is a predicted model, not a curated record. Bases 862 to 1593 code for a protein of 243 amino acids. Gene Ontology annotation, biological process: positive regulation of cell population proliferation; positive regulation of gene expression; regulation of cell migration. NCBI's taxonomy places the organism in Eukaryota, Metazoa, Chordata, Mammalia, Pilosa, Megalonychidae. The transcript has 5 exons.
CUCCUUCCUUCCCCAUUCCUUCUCCCCUCCCACCUCCCUUGCCUCUCGCUCUCUUUGCAGCGCUGCUGGCGGGGAGUCGCGCUCACCGCAGCUGGAAACAGCUGCCCCCGCCCGGCGCCCCUUCCCGCCUCUGGCUAACUGCUCCCGCUUUCGCGCUUCUCGGAAUUCCAGAAUUCGGGCUGCAGGAUCCUGGAGAACCGUAGCCGGUGCGAUGCAUUCCGUAGACCUCGCCCGGCCGGGACCGACCUCCUAAUUUCCAGAACUGCGGGCCGCAGGGAGUUAAUUUGCUGCCUACCUACCCUUCUCUCUUGCGGUUGGUGGCUUGUUUUCUAAAGGAACGUUUUAUUCACUUUUUAGUAUUUUCUACCGGGGACACGCUACCAGCCUCGGUUCGGACACUGCUUUGUAAAUGGGUUUUAUAUGUAUGUAUGUGUAGAAAUACUUUGGACACCAUACAACGCCUGCGCCUCUCCAGACGGGUACGGCUUGUUAUUUUGGACAUUCGUCUUCCACUUGGUACCCCGAACGCAGUGUGACCAAACUCCUCACUGCCCCUUGGACGCCGAUUGCCUUGGGGUGCAGGCGUCUAGUUUGCAGGAAGGCUUGGGACCGCCCCGCCCCCGGCGCCAGCGGUCAGGGAAGUUUACAUCUGGAUUUUCACACAUUUUGUCGCCACUGCCCAGACUCUGACUAACCUUGUGGGCGCCGGGUUUUCGGUCCUGCGGCCUCUUCAAAUAUUAGCACUGCCUCUCCCCAGCCUGCCCUGUCUCUUCGGGCCGCCGAGGUUCUGCCCUCGCCCCGACUGAGCGCGUUCCCGAGGGCGCACGGGAGCCGGGGGCCUGGGGCCCGCGCUAAGCAACCAUGGCUGCGGCGAUAGCCAGCUCGUUGAUCCGGCAGAAGCGGCAGGCGAGGGAGUCCAACAGCGACCGGGUGUCGGCCUCCAAGCGCCGCUCCAGCCCCAGCAAAGACGGGCGCUCCCUGUGCGAGAGGCACGUCCUCGGGGUGUUCAGCAAAGUGCGCUUCUGCAGCGGCCGCAAGAGGCCGGUGAGGCGGAGACCAGAACCCCAACUGAAAGGAAUUGUGACAAGGUUAUUCAGCCAGCAAGGAUAUUUCCUGCAGAUGCACCCAGAUGGUACCAUUGAUGGGACCAAGGACGAAAACAGUGACUACACCCUCUUCAAUCUGAUCCCUGUGGGCCUGCGUGUGGUGGCCAUCCAAGGGGUGAAGGCUGGCCUCUAUGUGGCCAUGAAUGGUGAAGGCUAUCUCUACAGCUCAGAUGUUUUCACUCCAGAAUGCAAAUUUAAAGAAUCUGUGUUUGAAAACUACUAUGUGAUCUAUUCUUCCACACUGUACCGUCAGCAAGAAUCAGGCCGAGCUUGGUUUCUGGGACUCAAUAAAGAAGGGCAAAUUAUGAAGGGAAACAGAGUGAAGAAAACCAAGCCCUCAUCACAUUUUGUACCAAAACCUAUUGAAGUGUGUAUGUACAGAGAGCCAUCAUUACAUGAAAUUGGAGAAAAACAAGGGCGUUCAAGGAAAAGUUCUGGAACACCAACCAUGAAUGGAGGCAAAGUCGUGAAUCAAGAUUCUACAUAGCUGAGAAUGCUUCUCUACUACCUUCUCUCAUCCCUUUCCUUUCUCUUCCCUCCCCUUUACCCAUUCCCUUCCAAUAAAUCCACCCAAAGAGAGGAAAAUAAAAUGGCAACGCAGGACCUAGUGGCUAAGAUUUGGCACUCAAAAUCUUCCUAUGUGUAGGACAAGAAAGUUGAACCAAAGGUUGCCUGUUGCAAUGUGGUAUAAAAUGCACAUGCACAAAAAUUAGCACACAUAAAAACAAAGGUAAAAUAAACCAGGAUUCCACAAACAUUAUAAGGUAAACUGCUGUGUUAUUAAUAGAGGGCUAAUUGUAACAAAGACAUUAUAUAAUAAAGAUGAAUUACAGUUAUUACCUUAAAGAAAAGGGUUUGAGAAUUAAACUUAAAAAUUGAUGUAAUAUCCUAAAUAGCUUGAAUUCUGGAUAAUGCUGUGAUAUGUGGCUUUGUAUUGAUUUUGCAAUUUCUUUCAGUAUCUACAAAUUGACACAUAAUUACAUCUAUUUCCAGGAUUUGUCUUUAACCAUGAAAUUGAACAUGUAUGAAUUACGGACUCUUCUAAUGCCUCUAAGGUAUAUAGCCAGGAACCAUUUAAUACCAAGAAAAGUUUUAAAAAUUAUUCUUGACACCAUUAUUUAAAAUUGUUUUACACAAAAGAAUAUUCUUGUAUUGAAUCUAAUGGUAUUAGCUGAUGCCAUUCAUUCAUAAAAAGAGUUUCAGAUCCUCCUAGGAGAAUAUAUUUUUAUCAAAAGUUUUAAUCCAGGAUCUCAUAUUUUUUAGUCAUUUAGAAAAAAGUUCUUGCUCUAAAGCUGAAGAAACUUUGGGGAAUUAUUUGUCAUUACCAUGUCCAGGCAGUAAGAUAGAAGUUACUUACUCUUACCAUUUGGUCAGAUUUUUUGCUUGUGGACAUCAUUGAGAGUGUAGGUGCAUGUUAUUUGUCUUAGGGAGUUUUGUACCAUCCCUUGCAGCAGGAAAGAAGGAAGAGGGGUUUUAUAUAAGGUAAUAAAUCCUAGCAAAUUGAUGAAAGUAAACUGCAUUUGCCUUUGUACCUUACCAGAGGUUUAUGUAUAUAGCAUUUUCCAAACUCUGCCAAGAAAUUGGGAGUCAUUGCUGUGAAAUUCCUAACUUACUCUCUUAUGAAGUCAGUGGCUUUUUUUUUUCUGUAUAUCCUCAUUGAUAAAUCUGGUUAACAGUAAGUCUGUCUCCUAGAACACAGAAUUUUACUAGAAAUGCUGAAUUUUUUAGGGGUGUAGAGAAGCAAUAUGGAAUUAACAGCUAUGGCUCCAAUAGACAGGACUGUGUGAUUGACUUAAAACAGUGAAAAAGAACUCAGUGUAAGAGCAGGCAAAUGAACAGUUAGGAAUACUAAUGUGCUGAAAAAAAAAUUGAGGAAGAAACGAAUGUUUUACAAAUGGCUUGGAAAAAUUGAUUAACUUAGUCAUACAAAUUAGGAAUGGUGUAAAGACACCCAAAUUUUAAAAAAACAAAACAAAUCAAAACAGAAUGUUAGAAAAAAAUGUAUGCAGAUUUAUGGAUAUUAUCAAUGAGAAGACUUAGCAUGUAACUUCUCCUAUAGUUCUCCUGUCCAGCAUGUACUGUUCCAAAUAUGACUCCCUAAAAUAUAUACACUUUGCAGAAGCUCUAGGUCCUCACCUCAGUGACCUUGUCAUUGGUUGCUGUAUUUUUUCAAGGUCAACAUAGUUUCCCUUACUCUACACAAUCAUUAUUCUUCAACAGUGGUUCGUGUCCUUCACCAAAUAUCCUACUUAUGUUAUCAGAGGUUAGCUGAAAGUGAAAGGGAGGAAUUUGCCUAAUUAGUUGCCACAAACAAAAAUUAUGCAUCUAGGCAAGGAUUCUGAACAGAGUUGCAAGAGAUAUACUAGGAAACUAAAAAAUAAAGAUAUUAUUAUUUUUUUAAAAGGAAUGUUGCCCUUCUAGGAAAAGAAUACCCUUAAAAUAAAAACAAAUCUGGCUAUAUUUCUCCUUGUCACUCUUGAUUCAACUAGAUUAUAAAUGCACCUGUUAUUUCCAAGUACCAAACAAAUUUCAAGAAUAAAACUUUAUUUUCUAUGAAAGAAUAAAAAAUGAGGCUUCUACCAAAUGGAUCACAGGCUCUUUUAGCAGGAAAUGACUUGAAGUUUUGUGGUGAUACACAUGUGCACACACAUACACCCCACACAUUCAACAGGAACACAAUAGACAGUUUCACAGAAUGAUUAUCAACUACACUGAUGAAUUCAUGACAGAACAUAUUUAAUCCAGUUAAUUAUGAAAACUAUGAUACAGAUACAAAUCUCCAACCAAAUUUCUCUCUAUUUUCAAUGGCUGUCCGUCAUGUAUCAUCUAGACUCGUGUUUGUCUCCUUUCUGGUAGUAGAUGAGAAGCAGAAUUUUAACCACCCAAUUUGUAUAUUUUUUCUCCAAAUCAUGGUAAAUAAAUGCUCAUCACAGUAAAUGCUUUGGAAAUCAGCUCUAUCUUAUUUCCAUUUCAUUUUACAGAAUGAAUUAGAUACCUCAUAUUUCUUUUACACAUUGAUCUGACAAAAAUUGUGAUUCAGAGUACAGGGUAAACAUUUGCUUAACCACUGCUUACUUUUUAAGUCAUAAAACCUUUAAUAGAAAAAGUCAGUAUUCACUUCUAGGUUUUUUAAAAUGUUAAUAUAAAUAUCUAAUCCCAUUUUCUGCAAAAAUAUGAACCAGUUUAAAUGUUUUGUUUCCCAGUUUUCUUCCUGGUAAAAUAAUUCUCUAAUUUUUGUCAUUCCCAUUUCUGGGUCUCCAAUUCAUCCAUUGCUUAUUAUCCUAUAAGUCAAAUAUGCAUUUUUAAUGCAUGGGGGUAUUCUGAGGAAAAAAUACGGCCUUUAGUAAAGCUUUGUAAUUGGCUGUGUAGAUGUGAGUUAAGAUGUGUUUAUUCUAAGAGUCCUUAUUACAACUUGUUUCAAAAUCAGUAGGCUUAAGAAUGAAAACAAAACUUUUGAGAGUCUCACAGAAUAGUUUUCUGGUCAAUAGACCUUGAAUUUUAAGCUAGAAGUUUGAAGUUUAAAAACAAAAUGGUGCUGAAGUUCCAAUUGCUAAUUCAAAGACGUUUGUGCUUUAGGAAACUGGAGGACAGCAAGCCAACCAACUCCUGGUCACAAUAACAGUUUGGGCUUUGAAUUUCACAUAUCAAUUUCAUAGCACAUUUUAGCCACUAUGGAUUGGCAUAAUAAAGAGAAAAGUUGAUGCAAUGUGAUGCUUUAUGGCGCCUCAUUCUAAUCCAAUAGCUUGUUUAGAAAAACUCAUCUAUUUAAAAAAAUAGCAACAUUUUAGAUCGGUGGUCCUGUGGGGCCACUAGUGAGAGAUGCGAGUUUUAAGACGAGUCAAGAAUGAAGAAUAGCUUAAUGUUCGUGUUUUGAAAGUCUGAAGGGCCUAAUUUGAGAUCACUGAUUUCUUAGUGAAGAAGUAUGACUAUAUCAACAGUAAGUUUAAAAAAAAAAAAAAAAAAAAAAAAAAAUGGACCCAGAAACAGCAAAUCUAUUCCAUCCU